Molecule: messenger RNA, 4170 nt
Organism: Labrus bergylta (ballan wrasse)
Lineage: Eukaryota; Metazoa; Chordata; Actinopteri; Labriformes; Labridae
Source: RefSeq, a predicted model, not a curated record
CUUGACUUCCGUAUUUAAAGCUAACGUCAGAGCCCUAGACACUGUAACACCAGUGUUGGAGAUUAAAUAACUACAGAAAGGAUCAUUAAGACGUUACAUUUUUAUUAAUGACAACACAAAGGCUUACACGGAAAGGACGGAGUAAGUGUCGCAACUCGUCCAGACGUUAACUUUAUUCAGCAGCUAUGAGCGGCGGCUCAGCUUCUGACCAGCUUGAGGAGGUGAGGAGGAGAGGCCAGUCCAUCCUCUCCUCCUCAGGUUCAGCCCAGGAUGUGAAGACUGAGGUCCAGAUUAUGGCCAGCGUCCCCCUGCCUCUGUCAGAGAAGUACUGUCACGUGGGCGCCGACGAAAUGCUGAGGGAGAACGUUGUGGGCCACAGUAGGCAGGAGGUUCUGGAGUCCUUGAGUAGACUGGUCAAGGCCUUGAGUGUCCUUGAGAAGUACGGCUGUAACCUGACGAAUCCUGCUAGGCCCAAAUACUGGAGGAACGUCAAACACAACAACCCCACCUUCAAAAGGACGGUGGACGCAAUCAAAGGCGGCCGAAAAGUUUUGUAUCUGUACGGCUACACCAAUCAGCAGAUAGACGGCCUCAGUUUCCCGGAGGAAGUCGCUGAACCGGACGCUAAUAAGGUUGCUGCACUGACACUUGAGGUCAUGAGCUUACGGGCUGAGGUGGACAUGCUCAUACAGGGCACCCAUCCACAGCCUGAGUACAUCCAAGACAUCUUCCCAUUAAUCAUCCAGCAGGACACGCUGGUGAGUGACUCGGCGCCCUUUCUGCCUGGAGAGGAGAAGCAGCAGGGAAUCAACCAGCAGCUUCUGUCUCCUUCACCCACUCAGAGCACCGGAGGACAACAACCUCUGACCCCAACAACAGGCACAUUCUCUCCUGCAGUCGGUGAGUGUCAUUUGUGCGGUGGACCUUCGUCUCUGGUUUGCCCGUCUUGUAACAAGCAGCCUUUCUGCGCCGCAUGCGAUGACUUUUUCCACCGCCACCCUGAGAGAACCAAUCACAAGAGAGACAAAAUACAGAAAACCAAAGAAGACACCUGCGGCAUCUGUGGGAUUUCUUCUGUGCACGUUCAGUGCUUCACCUGUCCACAGAGGUUGUGUCUGCACUGUGACAAGCUCUUCCACUCUCACCACGACCGCCAAGGACACAACAGAAACGUCAUCACACCGGCCAAAACAUCCAGUCCGUCUCUGUCACCUUGGGAGUGCUCUCACUGCACCACAGUUAACGAGAUGCAGGCCGUCCUCUGCGCGACCUGUGAACGACCCCGACUCGCCACGGCUGCCUCCAAUGUUCAGGAAAGCCUGUCGUCAAUCCCAACAUCUCUCAACACAGAGUGGCAGUGCAAGAGCUGCACUGUUGUGAAUCAAGGCAGCAGCAUCCUCUGUGAGGUGUGUGAGCGCCCUCGUCUGGCCACCCGCCCGCCGGUCACACCGGUUCUGUCCAGUCCAGGAUCUCUGUCUGACUCUGGAACAAAGUGGAUGUGCCAGUUCUGCACCUUUGAAAACACAAAGCCCGCUCUGGUGUGUGUGAUGUGCAACCAGGCCUGUAAAGACUCCACUAGAGUUUCUUUGCCCCAGUCCCCCCAACAGACCCCGACAUCCGCAGCUAAAGAGCAACCUCAGCCGAGGAUCAAACCCCAACCGAAACCCAGAGUCAACCUGGAGCUUAAGAGACAGAAGAUGAUGAGGGAUGACGGCCUCAGGCUCGUCAACCAGAUCAGAGAAGCAGAAAAGCGCGGCGUCAGUCCUGAGGAGGUGUACGCAGCCAUCUGCAUGUGCGGUGGCAGCAACACAAACCCCUGUGAUUGGCUGACGUCAGAGCUGCCUCACCUGCUGGAUGAAAUCUGCGCCAUGGCGGCUUCCGUCCAGCUAAACUACAAAGCAGAGGAUUCUGGGAUGCUCCUUGAGUUGCAGAGAGACGAAGAGGCGACUGGUCUGACCGUCACAGGUGGAGGUGUGAAGCUGUCCCGGGCGGAGGCCAAGCUGGCGUGGUUAGCUGCAGGAGGAGACACAGAGAGAGCCGUGAGACAGCUGCUGAGAGACAGACAGGUCAAGAUGAAGGAGUUGCACUCUCUGGGCUUCAGGGACGUGUCCCAGUGUGAGGAGGCGCUGCGUCAGAGCGGAGGAGAGGUGAAGGGCGCUCUGUCUCUGCUGCAGCGCCCCCUCCUGGAGCACUUUCACCAGCAGAUCUGGGCAGACCAGCCUGAGCCUCCAAUUGAUCCCAAACACCCUGACAAACAGAGGAUGUGCAGACGUCUGCUGGCGCUGUACGAUCUGCCCAGCUGGGGGCGCUGCGAGCUCGUCCUCGCUCUGCUUCAGGAGUCAGAGGUCACUUGCUCUCUGGAGGACGUGGUGCAAGCUGUGAAAGAGUCCCCCCCCGACAAAGAUUUCAUCAGACGUCUCCUCAACAACGAGUGUCCCUGCUGCUUCAGCAUCUUCCCUCGAAGCAAGAUGCAGUCCCUGACCUCCUGUCAGUGCUCAGUGUGUCACGACUGCUUCAGGCAGCACUUCACCAUCGCUGUGAGAGACAAACACAUCCGAGAAAUGGUGUGUCCCGUCUGCAGCGGGCCGGACAUCAACGACCCCGAACAGAUGGACAGCUACUUCUCCACAUUGGACAUCCAGCUGCGGGGCUGCUUGGAGCCAGUUGUGUACGACCUGUUUCAUAAAAAGCUGACGGAGCAGGCUCUGAUGAAAGACCCAAAGUUCCUCUGGUGUUAUCACUGCGUCAGCGGCUUCAUUAAUGAAGAAGACCAGCUGAAGGUCACCUGUCUGUCCUGCAAGAAGAGUUUCUGCGCUCAGUGUAAGAAGCCUUGGGAGGCUCAGCAUCAGGAUCUGUCCUGUGAGCAGUUCCAGCAGUGGAAGCGUGAGAACGAUCCCGAGUAUCAGCGGCAGGGCCUGGCCGGGUUCCUGAGAGACAACGGCAUCACCUGUCCUGGCUGCAGGUUCCAGUACGCUCUGACCAAAGGCGGCUGCAUGCACUUCACCUGCUCCCAGUGCAGGUACCAGUUCUGCAGUGGCUGCAACAAUCCCUACCACAAGACUGUUUGUCGGACUCCCCAGUGCAAUUUUUCCGGCCUGCAUGCUCAUCACCCCAGAGACUGUCUGUUCUAUCUCAGAGACUGGGAGCCGCCCAGGCUGCAGGAACUUCUGCAGAGGAGUGGCGUGGAGUUCAACACAGACCCUUCAGACGGAGCUCAAAGUGUCACAUGCUGUGUGAUGGAGCAGAAAGAUGACGACGGUCUGCAGACUGAUUCCCCGUGUGGAACCCAAACUCAGCCGGGACAGGCCGGACUCUGCGAGAAGCACUACAGGGAGUACUUGGUGAGUCUGAUAAACGCUCACUCUCUGGACCCGGCUCUGCUCUACGACCUCCAGGAGCUGACCCGGGCCUGCGACAGACACCAGGUGGACCAUCAGAGAGGAGAGAACGAGGACGAAAACGUCUACCACGCUCGACUGCUCAAGAAACUGAUGGAGGUUCCUCUUGGAGAAAAAGUUCCCCGGAACCAAACAAGAAUUCUGCCUGAAGAACAAUCAUCGGACGUCGAAUAAAGCUGGACAUUCAUUAAAAACAUGAACAGAACUGACUAAACUCCUGACCCCGACAGCUGAGUGACAAGAUGAAGAAACUAAUACAGCGGCUUUGGAUCUGUAUUUAUUCAACGUUAUGAUAGACGUAUAUCGACAGAAUGAAUCUGUCAGAACACGUCCUCCUGAUCGUGUUUGAGUUUCGUCUCUUCUUUUUUUAACUUUAGAACUUGUUCUCCAUUUGUCUUCACAUCUCAAUGAAUCAUAAACUCUCUUAAUUAACUUUUAUUUUGGAUUACAUUUGAUGCUGCACAAAAACAAAGGUUUAUUGAUUUUUUAUUCUCUUGAAAGCAAAAAUGUGUGUUGAAAUGAUUCAUCUGUGAAUAAAGCUAUGUGGGCAGAAUAAUAUAUAUAUAUAAUAAUAAAUCAUAUAUAAAUCAAAAACCUUUAUUGGGGUAAAUAUUUUGUCAAACAUUGAGUUCAUUCGCUGCUGUCUCGGUUUCUGAUUGAUUGUGGUUUACAUAUGAUGAACAAAUCAAAGGCAAUAAAAAAAUGUUUUUGAAAAGUUGAUUUAUUCAUGAACUUGCGGAGACAAAAUCUAUAAAUAAAAAACUUCUUAAGU